Messenger RNA from Staurois parvus, 4816 nucleotides. The record is from the annotation of a GenBank genome assembly. NCBI's taxonomy places the organism in Eukaryota, Metazoa, Chordata, Amphibia, Anura, Ranidae.
GACGUUGUUUGAUAAUCAGAACAAUGUAUCGAAAAAAGAAGAAAGUGAAAACAUCAGUAACAACAAAAAUGAUUCUUCUAAGAAAAUGUCUGUGGAGAGAGUCUACCAGAAGAAGACUCAGCUUGAGCAUAUCCUCCUCCGACCUGAUACAUACAUUGGAUCUGUGGAGCCUGUCACUCAGUCAAUGUGGGUUUAUGAUGAGGACAUUGGAAUGAAUUGCCGCGAUAUAACUUAUGUACCAGGAUUGUAUAAAAUAUUUGAUGAGAUUCUUGUCAACGCAGCUGACAAUAAGCAAAGAGAUAAAAAUAUGAACUGCAUAAAAAUCUCUAUUGAUCCUGACUCCAACAUCAUCAGCAUUUGGAACAAUGGUAAAGGUAUCCCAGUAGUAGAACACAAGGUGGAAAAGGUCUAUGUCCCAGCUCUGAUCUUUGGCCAGCUAUUGACCUCGAGUAACUAUGACGACGAAGAGAAAAAAGUUACAGGUGGUCGUAAUGGCUACGGUGCUAAACUUUGCAAUAUAUUCAGUACAAAAUUUACAGUGGAAACUGCCUGCAAGGAAUACAAACACAGCUUUAAACAGACCUGGAUGAAUAAUAUGCUAAAAACUUCAGACCCGAAGAUCAAAUAUUUUGAUGGCGAUGACUACACAUGCAUUACAUUCCAACCUGAUUUGGCUAAAUUUAAAAUGGAGAGUUUAGACAAGGAUACUAUGGCCCUGUUAACAAGGAGAGCUUAUGAUAUAGCAGGUUCUUGCAAAGGUGUGAAAGUCAUGCUCAAUGGAAAAAAACUUCCAGUGAAUGGAUUCCGCAGUUACGUAGAUCUAUACGUAAAGGAGAAACUAGAUGAAACUGGUGUUGCACUGAAAGUAAUCCAUGAGGUUGCAAAUGAACGAUGGGAUGUUUGUCUCACACUGAGUGAGAAAGGCUUCCAACAAAUCAGUUUUGUAAAUAGUAUAGCUACCACAAAGGGUGGUAGACAUGUAGAUUAUGUAGUGGAUCAAAUAGUCUCUAAACUUAUUGAGGUUGUGAAGAAAAAGAACAAAGCUGGAGUUUCUGUGAAGCCAUUUCAGGUGAAAAAUCAUGUAUGGGUUUUUAUCAAUUGUUUGAUUGAGAAUGCCACAUUUGACUCUCAGACAAAAGAAAAUAUGACCCUCCAAGCAAAGAGUUUUGGGUCCAAGUGCCCGCUAUCUGAAAAAUUUGCAAAAGCGGCUUCCAACUGUGGAAUUGUGGAAAGUAUUCUAAACUGGGUGAAAUUCAAGGCUCAGACCCAGCUCAACAAGAAGUGUUCGUCUGUGAAACACAGCAAAAUUAAAGGCAUUCCCAAACUGGAUGACGCCAAUGAUGCUGGUGGUAAACAUUCCCUGGACUGCACUCUGAUUCUGACAGAAGGAGACUCAGCCAAAUCUUUGGCUGUAUCAGGUUUAGGUGUCAUAGGACGAGACCGAUAUGGUGUGUUCCCUCUGAGAGGAAAAAUCCUCAAUGUACGAGAAGCAUCACACAAGCAGAUCAUGGAAAAUGCAGAAAUCAACAACAUCAUUAAAAUUGUUGGAUUGCAAUACAAGAAGAGCUACGAUGAUCAAGAAUCCCUCAAGUCUUUACGUUAUGGAAAAAUCAUGAUCAUGACUGAUCAGGAUCAAGAUGGUUCCCAUAUUAAAGGAUUACUCAUUAACUUUUUCCAUCACAAUUGGCCAUCCCUGCUGAAGCACAGCUUUCUUGAGGAAUUCAUUACACCAAUUGUUAAGGCAACAAAAAAUAAGCAGGAGCUGUCAUUCUACAGUAUUCCUGAGUUUGAAGAAUGGAGAAAACAAAUGGAAAACCAUAAAUUAUGGAAGAUAAAGUACUACAAAGGUUUGGGUACCAGCACUGCAAAGGAAGCCAAGGAAUAUUUUGCAGACAUGGACCGCCACCGUAUUAUGUUUCGCUAUGCUGGUCCAGAAGACGAUGCAGCUAUUACUUUGGCUUUCAGCAAAAAGAAGAUUGAUGACAGGAAAGAAUGGCUCACAAACUUUAUGGAAGACAGGCGACAACGCCGAUUACAUGGAUUACCUGAGCAAUACUUGUAUGGUACAGCCACAAAGCACUUGACAUUCAAUGACUUCAUCAACAAGGAACUCAUCUUGUUCUCAAACUCUGAUAAUGAACGGUCGAUUCCAUCUCUUGUUGAUGGAUUUAAACCAGGACAAAGAAAAGUAUUGUUCACCUGUUUCAAAAGAAAUGAUAAGCGGGAAGUGAAAGUUGCUCAGCUGGCUGGUUCAGUUGCUGAAAUGUCUGCCUAUCAUCAUGGAGAGCAAGCUCUGAUGAUGACCAUUGUAAACUUGGCACAGAACUUUGUAGGAAGUAACAAUGUGAACUUGCUGCAGCCCAUUGGUCAGUUUGGUACACGGCUACAUGGUGGAAAGGAUGCUGCCAGUCCUCGUUACAUCUUUACAAUGUUAAGCCCUCUGGCUAGAUUGCUCUUUCCAAGUAUGGAUGAUAACUUACUCAAGUUCCUGUAUGAUGAUAACCAGCGAGUGGAGCCUGAGUGGUACAUGCCAAUUAUUCCUAUAGUAUUGAUUAAUGGUGCCGAAGGCAUUGGUACUGGAUGGGCCUGUAAACUUCCCAAUUAUGACACCAGGGAAAUAGUGAACAAUGUCAAGAGGAUGCUGGAUGGCCUUGAUCCUUACCCCAUGCUUCCAAAUUACAAGAAUUUUAAAGGUACUCUUCAGGAAAUAGGCCAGAACCAGUACGCUGUGAGCGGGGAGAUCUUUGUGCUUGACCGAAACACUAUUGAAAUCACCGAGCUCCCAGUCAGGACGUGGACUCAGGUGUACAAAGAACAAGUUUUGGAGCCUAUGCUUAAUGGGACAGAGAAAAAUCCCGCUCUAAUUAAUGAUUAUAAGGAGUACCACACUGAUACAACUGUGAAAUUUGUUGUGAAAAUGACAGAAGAAAAGCUAGCUCAGGCAGAAGCUGCUGGAUUACACAAAGUGUUUAAACUUCAGGCUAGCCUUACAUGCAAUUCUAUGGUACUGUUUGACCACAUGGGCUGUCUGAAGAAAUAUGAGACUGUACAAGACAUUCUGAAGGAAUUCUUUGAUCUUAGAUUACAUUACUAUGGUCUGCGCAAAGAUUGGUUAAUUGGAAUGCUGGGAGCUGAGUCUGCCAGACUCAACAAUCAAGCUAGGUUUAUUCUUGAGAAGAUCCAAGGAAAAAUCACAAUAGAAAACAAAUCAAAACGAGAACUCGUUCAGAUGUUGGUGCAGAAGGGUUUUGAAUCCGAUCCGGUUAAGGCUUGGAAGGAAGCACAGGAAAAGGCUACAGAGGAGGAUGAUCUUCAGGAUUUAAAUGACAGUAGUUCCACAAACUCCGGCUCUGCAUCAGGGCCUGAUUUUAACUAUAUUCUCAAUAUGUCUCUCUGGAGCCUGUCCAAGGAGAAGGUGGAUGAGCUCAUUAAACAGAGGGACGCAAAGGGAAAGGAACUGAAUGACUUGAAGAAAAAAUCUGCAUCAGACCUGUGGAAGGAGGACUUGGCAGCUUUCGUCGAAGAGCUUGAUAGAGUGGAAGCACAGGAAAAGGAGGACAUCGCAGCUGGUUUUGCAAGCAAAGCAGUAAAAGGCAAAAUAGGGAAACCAAAAAUGAAGAGGCUGCAGCUCGAAGAGACCUUGCCUUCAAUGUAUGGCAGAAGGAUCGAGCCCCAGAUUACGGCAAUGAAGGCUGAUGUCAGUAAAAAGAUGCUCAAGAAGAAGAAGGGAGAAAUGGAUUCUUUAGCGAUAAAAAUGGAGUUUGAUGAUGAGUUUGGCUCUACUCCAGCAGAGGGCGGUGAAGACUCUCAGACAACUACUACUCCAGUGAAGCCAGUAAAGCCCAAGCGAGAGAGGAAAGAGAGAGAAUCCGGCGCUCGAGCCAAAAAGAACUCUCUUACUCCAAAAACCCCUGUUAAGAAAGGAAAAAAGAGGAACCCCUGGUCAGAGGAUGAGUCCAAGUCAGACAGUGAUUUGGAAGAGGCUGAUGUAACAGAAGCUGUGGUUAUUCCCCGGGAUUCCUCAUUAAGAAGGGCAGCUGCUGAAAGACCCAAGUACACUUUUGACUUCUCAGAAGAGGAAGAAGCAGAAGACGACGAUGAAGCUCCUGUUACCAACAAUGAGUUGGAUGACUUCAAGCCCCCAUCAUCCCCGGUUCCAAAUAAUAGAAAUGAUGAUGAAGUGCAUUCUGACAGCCCAGAGAAGGAUGAAUAUGAUUUCUCUUCUUUCAAAUCUUCCACGGAGUAUGUAUCUUCCAUCAUUAAGAUUCUUAACCUCCCCUCCCUUUUUUUUUUUUUUUUUCCUUUGUUAGAGGAUAGCUCUAAGUUUAAUAGUGAUGGUGAUGAAGAUGAUGAUGAUGAUGACGAUGAUGAACCUUUCUCCUCAACGUACAGCUUCAAAUCUACUGAUAAAACACCCAGCAAACCUUCAGUUAGGAAAGCAGCAAAAACCUCCUCAGAUGGAACGCCAAAACAAAAAAGACCUCCAAAGCCAAAGAAGUCUGAUGUUUUUGUGAAUUCAGAUUCUGAUUUGGAGUUAAGCUCCCCAAAGAAAUCUACAACUCCCAAAGCAAAAGGAAGGGGGAAGAAAAGGAAAACAUCAGAUUCAGAGAAUGAAGGAGACUACAAUCCUGGGAAGAAAUCCACAUCCAGCAAAAAAUCAAAGAAAGCAACCACAUUUGACAAUGAUUCAGACGUGGACAUUUUCCCAUCAGAAACCGGCAAUGAAAGUGCGACAAGGCAGCGGCCUGGCCGGGCCAGGAAAGAAGUGAAAUAUUUUGCAGAAUCUGAAGAUGAAGAUGAUUUUGCUAUGUUUUAG